GCGGAGGGCCGCCGUGGCGUCGGGCCCCGGGCCAAGCCGGGGGUGGGGGCUCGAGGCGCCUCCGCGGCCGUGGACUAGCGUCCGUGCGGCCUGGUCCGGGCCAUGUCCGUGUGAGGACCCUGCAGCCGCCGCCGCCGCCGCCGCCGCUUCCGUUUCGGCCCUGGCCCCUGCCCGGCAGCGCCGCUCACCAUGGGCUCCAUUCUCAGCCGCCGCAUCGCGGGGGUGGAGGACAUCGACAUCCAGGCGAACUCGGCCUAUCGCUACCCUCCGAAGUCCGGAAACUACUUUGCUUCGCACUUUUUCAUGGGAGGAGAGAAAUUUGACACCCCCCACCCUGAAGGUUACCUCUUUGGAGAGAACAUGGACCUGAAUUUCCUGGGCAGCCGCCCAGUCCAGUUUCCCUACGUCACUCCUGCCCCUCACGAGCCCGUGAAGACGCUGCGGAGCCUGGUGAACAUCCGCAAAGACUCCCUCCGGCUGGUGAGGUACAAAGACGACGCUGAUAGCCCCACCGAGGACGGCGACAAGCCCCGGGUGCUUUACAGCCUGGAGUUCACUUUCGACGCUGAUGCCCGUGUGGCCAUCACCAUCUACUGCCAGGCGUCGGAGGAGUUCCUGAACGGCAGGGCAGUAUACAGCCCCAAAAGCCCCUCACUACAGUCCGAGACCGUCCACUACAAGAGAGGUGUGAGCCAGCAGUUCUCCCUGCCCUCCUUCAAGAUUGACUUCUUGGAAUGGAAGGAUGACGAGCUGAACUUUGACCUGGACCGAGGCGUGUUUCCAGUGGUCAUCCAGGCUGUGGUAGACGAAGGAGAUGCAGUGGUGGAAGUGACCGGCCAUGCCCACGUGCUCUUGGCCGCCUUUGAAAAGCACAUGGAUGGCAGCUUCUCUGUGAAGCCUUUAAAGCAGAAGCAAAUCGUGGACCGGGUCAGCUACCUCCUGCAGGAGAUCUAUGGCAUCGAGAACAAGAACAACCAGGAGACCAAGCCCUCGGACGACGAGAACAGUGACAACAGCAAUGAGUGUGUGGUGUGCCUGUCCGACCUACGGGACACGCUGAUCCUGCCCUGCCGCCACCUGUGCCUCUGUACCUCCUGCGCUGACACGCUGCGCUACCAGGCCAACAACUGUCCCAUCUGCCGGCUGCCUUUCCGGGCCCUCCUGCAGAUCCGGGCGGUGCGGAAGAAGCCAGGAGCCCUGUCCCCCGUGUCCUUCAGCCCUGUCCUGGCCCAGAGCCUGGAGCACGAUGAGCACUCUUGUCCCUUUAAAAAAUCAAAGCCGCACCCCGCCUCCCUGACCAGCAAGAAACCUAAAAGGGAAACAAGCUCUGACAGCGUCCCACCUGGCUACGAGCCCAUCUCGCUGCUUGAGGCGCUCAACGGCCUCCGGGCUGUCUCCCCGGCCAUCCCCUCGGCCCCUCUUUAUGAAGAAAUCACCUAUUCAGGCAUCUCGGACGGCCUGUCCCAAGCCAGCUGUCCGCUCGCCGCUAUUGACCACAUCCUGGACAGCAGCCGGCAGAAGGGCAGGCCGCAGAGCAAGGCCCCCGACAGCACCUUGCGGUCCCCGUCUUCCCCCAUCCAUGAAGAGGAUGAGGAGAAGCUCUCCGAGGACGUGGACGCCCCUCCCCCACUGGGUGGUGCAGAGCUGGCCCUGCGGGAAAGCAGCUCCCCUGAGAGUUUCAUAACAGAAGAGGUUGAUGAGUCGUCAUCACCAAAACAAGGGACCCGAGCGCCUUCCAUUGAGAACGUCCUGCAGGACGGCAGCCCCGAGCACUGUGGCCGCGGCCCACCUGCUGACAUCUACCUGCCAGCCCUGGGGCCCGACUCCUGCUCUGUUGGUAUAGACGAGUAAGCCGGAUGGCCCACCUCCAUGGAGAUGGCCCACGGCCUCGGCACCACCAGCCCCACCUGGCCUCCACUUGGUGGCCCCAGCCCCGAUCCCAGCACCGCCGAGCUGACCCCACUCUGAGAGCCUGGCCGAGCUGGCAGCAUGGAGCCCUCAGCUCCCCAGACUUUGCCGAGGGGCUGCCCCGGACCCCGGUGUUAGCCGGCCUCUCCUGUCUGCAUGCCCCCGCGGCCACCAGGCUCCAUGGGGCCAUGGUGACCCUUGAUCAAAGAGCACAGUGGACUGUUCCCUCCAAGUCUCCCUUUUCUACAGUUGAUAUAUUUGUAACUGGUACAAGAUGAAGGACAGCAGCUUUCCAUCCCUCGUUCAGAGCCCUGGUUCCCCAGGGUCCCGCGGGCUGAGCGGCUGGGGCUGGGGCUGCCCACGUGCGGCCUGUGCUGGCUCUGCCUGCCCCCGCAACACUGCGGUCACUGCCCCAAGAACUCAGCAGACCUACAGAAGAGAUUUACCAGUGGUUGAAGCACUGUCUUCACAGAUGUUCAGGGGCAGUGGGGGGCUCCAGGCACGGUCAAUGAAGGAAACAGUGCCUGUCCGC
Macaca mulatta (Rhesus monkey) is the source of this 2440-nucleotide messenger RNA. It is a transcript of the gene MGRN1, whose product is annotated as mahogunin ring finger 1. Gene Ontology annotation, cellular component: cytoplasm; early endosome; nucleus. The record is from RefSeq and is a predicted model, not a curated record. Gene Ontology annotation, biological process: protein ubiquitination; negative regulation of G protein-coupled receptor signaling pathway; endosome to lysosome transport. Gene Ontology annotation, molecular function: ubiquitin protein ligase activity. Lineage: Eukaryota; Metazoa; Chordata; Mammalia; Primates; Cercopithecidae.